GCGAUAGCCGUAAAGUAAAAACUAAAGAUAAUUUUUGAUUUUUUUUUUUUGGAUUUUAUUUUGUUCCAACUUCCAAUGGUGUGGGUCUGAUAGGUCUUUUGAGUAGAGAGAAGCAUAACCACUGAUAGUUUUUAGGGUUCCGUAGCCAAAUGGCAAAAAACGGAACCCUUAUAGAUUCGUCAUGUCCGUCUGUCUGUCCGAUUAUGUCACAGCCACUUUUUUAUUUCUUCUAUUUGUCUCGUUAAAUCUACCGUUUCUUAAACAGCCUGUUUAUGUCACUAUCUCAUUAUCAUCGCCAUUAAACAACUUCCACAAAUAAUCGUAAUCUCUGCUCUUUGUGUGUUUGUCUUCCUUGUGCAAUAGAGGUACUGCAUAAUUAAUAGAAAGAUAUUAAAUUUUAUUCAGUAACUAGUCUUUUGGCAAACCUCCCAUGGAUCGCCAAUUUUCCAAAUAAAUGUUGCCACCUUAAAUCAGAAAUAGAAUUAUCACACAAGGUGUAAAUUGUUGUUGGAAGGUUUCAAAAUAAAAAUUAGGGAUGGGGGUCCAAAAGAAACUUGAUAAAGAAAGUGGACAUACGUAUGUGCAAUGGCUGUCUGGUGUCGUUGCAAACUCUACAAUGUUUACCUACGGCCUACAAGCUGGCUGGAUUUCGCCCUCCGCUAAGGUCCUGCAGUCCAGCGCCUCACCGACGGGCGCUCCGCUGUCGGACUCCACGCUGGGCUGGGUUGCUAGCCUCAUGCCCAUCACUGCCCUCUUCACAGUGCCUCUUUUUGCAUUCCUCGCUGACAGGAUUGGUAGGAAGAACAGCUUAUUGCUUAUGACUCUUCCGCAGCUGGGAUGCUGGCUUCUCAAGCUGUUCGCCACGAACUUGACCUGCCUCAUCAUAGCCAGGAUACUGUUCGGCAUAUCAGCCGCCGGCUGCUUCAGCGUCGUGCCCAUGUACAACAGGGAGAUUGCUCGGGAUGAUAUCAGAGGGCGCAUGGGUUCCAUGCUGGUCUUCUUUCUUAAUCUAGGUGUACUAGCAAUGUAUGGAAUGGGCGUGUGCCUGGACUAUUACACGGUGUUAUAUGUCGUGGUCUGGAUGCCGGUCUUGACUUUUUUCUUUAUGCUGCUGUGCCCGGAGUCUCCCGGAUACUUAGUGAAGAUUGGGCGGUUUGAUGAUGCAGCCAAAAACUUGUCACAUCUCAGAGGUCUACCCAUUUGUGACAAAUCUCUGCAAGGUGAACUAGACUACAUGAGGAAGCAGGACGAAUAUUACAAGACGCUUCCGAAUCUCUCGUUAAUUGUUAUUUUGAAAAAUAAGGCCUGGCGCAAGGCCUACCUGAUCGCCACGCUCCUCAUAAGCGUCCAGGCUCUGGCCGGCAACUUCGCGCUGGUGACCUACGGCGCCAACAUCCUGUCGGCGGUGGUCGACAUGAACGCUGAGCUGCAGACGCUUAGCUUCCCUAUUAUCAUGAUGCUCGGCUCCAUCGUAUCUAUUUGCGUCAUGGAACGUGCCAGAAGGAAGAUAAUCCUCCUAUUCUCCUACGUGGUAGCAGGCUUAUCGCUGGCCAGCCUGGCGACGAUGAUGAUGUUGCCCGAUAUUGCACCAGGAUGGCUGUUGUUGCUGGUCAUUGCCUGUUCCAUGUUCGUGUACGCUUUGGCUGUGCUGCCUGGCCCAGUUAUUGUCAUGUCUGAGAUUUUCAACAUUCAGAUCCGAGCAAAGCUAAUAGGCGUAGUCACAUGCCAGGCAUGGUUCAUGAGCUUCACUCAGCUGGCUACCUUCGCUCCAAUCACAGCGGCCCUGGGCAUGCACACAUACUUUUACAUAUGCGCAUCGAUGAAUCUCCUCGGCAUUACUACAGUCCUGGUACUCAUGCCCGAGACCAGAGGGAAGAGCAUUGAGGAAAUAGAGGAUGAAUUGAAGAAAUGAAUUUCGAAAUGCAAAUGUCACGAAUCUUCGACUAAACUUUGUGUCAUGUCAUGUUGAUCUCCAGCUAUUUGGUUUUUUUUUUGUGAUGACUCUGAUGACUAUGUGAAAUAAGCAUGUUUUUUUUAAA
Cydia pomonella (codling moth) is the source of this 2039-nucleotide messenger RNA. RefSeq names its product facilitated trehalose transporter Tret1-like. The transcript has 9 exons. Lineage: Eukaryota; Metazoa; Arthropoda; Insecta; Lepidoptera; Tortricidae. The coding region runs from base 536 to 1912 and encodes 458 amino acids. Gene Ontology annotation, molecular function: transmembrane transporter activity. Gene Ontology annotation, cellular component: membrane. Gene Ontology annotation, biological process: transmembrane transport. The record is from RefSeq and is a predicted model, not a curated record.